Messenger RNA from Condylostylus longicornis, 1510 nucleotides. Its product is annotated as arrestin domain-containing protein 17-like. The coding region runs from base 66 to 1211 and encodes 381 amino acids. Gene Ontology annotation, cellular component: cytoplasm. The record is from RefSeq and is a predicted model, not a curated record. Gene Ontology annotation, biological process: protein transport. The transcript is spliced from 5 exons. Lineage: Eukaryota; Metazoa; Arthropoda; Insecta; Diptera; Dolichopodidae.
GGUGUCAAAGUAAAUAUUAAAAAUAAAUUUAUUCAACGCAUUAUUGUAUUGAAACAAGAACAGAAAUGACUGAAAUUGAAGGAAUAAUAAGAUUCAAAGAUAAUCCAUUCAAAUCUUAUUAUGCUGGUGCAACAAUAUUUGGCGAAUUCGAUCUUAACUUGGAUGGACCUAUUAAUAUUCAUGGAAUAAAAGUAAUAAUUAGUGGAAAAGCCAAUGUUUUCUUAUGUGAUACAGGUGAAGAAGAUCGUUCAAAAUUUGAACAGAUUGAAUGUAUUAGAUAUAUUGCAAAACAAGAUUAUUUUGAAAAUACAACUUACAUAUAUGGAGAACCGGAUGGUAAUCAUCACUUAAAUAAAGGAUAUCAUUCAUAUGAAUUUACUUAUAACUUACCGAUGGAAUUACCAUCAUCAAUGGAGGGACAUUUUGGUAGAAUACGUUAUUAUGUAAAAGUAGUUAUUGAAUUUGGUAUUCCAAAUAAAUCACCUGAAGCUUUUACAUCUUACUUCACAGUACACAGAUUAACAGAUCUCAAUUAUGAACCACCUAUGAUUAGGCUUCCAACAAUUAAUGAAGUUCAAAAACAAUUUUCAUGUUGUCCUUGUUGGAAUAAACCAGUUAUAAUAUUAGCCCGUAUUCCACAAUCUGGUUAUGUAUGUGGACAAAAAAUUCCCAUAUCAAUAAAUAUAACAAAUAGAAGUGGUAAAUCAAUUCAUAAAUUUAUAAUUUCAUUACAUUUAAUAAUAAAAUAUAGAGCAGAAUUUCCUAGUUGUAAAGAAAAAUUUGAAGAAUUUAUUGUUAAAAAUGAACAAACAAAAUUAUUUACGAAUUCAAUACAAGAAUCAUUAAAUGUUGAUUUAAAAGUUCCAUCAGUACCACCAACAUGUAAUGAACAGAUAUGUCGUAUUAUUAGAAUAUCAUAUGAAUUAAGAAUUCAAGUAUUUAUACAAGGUUGUAUUGCUAAUAUGAAUAUAUCUAUGCCAAUUACAAUUGGAAAUAUACCAUUAAGAAAUUUAAAACAAAAUUCAAUAUAUAUAUUGAAUAGUACGUAUGAGGCACCAAAAACUCCAGAAAUAUUUGCAAAAGAUAUAAACAUACAUCCACCGACAUACGAAGAAGCAUGUUAUAUAAAAUCAAAGAAAUUACCCGAAUAUCCAGUUUAUAAUUUCAAUCCGCCGACACCGCGUCUUCAUUCUUUAUUAAAUCACUAUUAAAAAUUUAAAAUUAUUUACUUUGGAUGACAUAGAAAAUUGGGAUAAUCAAACUAAUUUGUGUAUAACGAAAUUUAUUGUUAUCAUUUUAAAAAAGAUGGAGCAGAUUUUAGUUGAAUUUUUAAAUGCCUAAUGUUGUAAAGAACAUCUGUGGAGAUUCAACAGUUAGAAAGUUAACAAUAUGUACUUAAAAUAACCUUUUGAAUUGCAUUUGAAAUUUUUAAAUUUUUUUGUCAACAUACAUAAUUAGCAUAAGGUAUAACAGAUAUAAUUGUAAUAUUAAAAUUUUCAAAUAAAGUUUG